AUGCCGGGUGUUGUAAACAAACAACUGUCACCGAACGAACGGCCCGCGCAAUUGCAUUUCAAUGCGUACACACAAUUUCAGUUCAAAACCAUGGCCAAGAACAGCAAGAGCGGACCCCAGAGGAUCUGCGUACUGUGCCCAAACCGAUCCACAAUAACGGACACACAAACGGACGAUGCGUUCGAGCGCAUUACGUAUCAUAGAUUUCCUACCAAUACGCAACGACUCGGUCGGUGGCUAGAGCUCUGUGGUCUUUCCAAAGAAAGCAUGCCCACGCUAGCGAACAAAUUCGUCUGCAGCAAUCACUUCGCACCGGAAUGCUUCGAGCGUGAUCUACGUGCGGAACUUCUGUACGGCACGAGACGUAUGGCACUAAAGAAGGAAGCAGAGCCAACGAUUCGUACACCAAAACAGCAGUUAAAGCGACAGCUAAACACUCAGUCCAGCGAAGAGGAAGAUCGUCAGAAGCGCAAAGAGCAGGUGGAUCAACUUCUAAAUGGUCAAAUACCGGUGACGGAAAAGAUUGCGAAUCCAUUUCGAAAGCGUGUCGUCGACGAAUCGUCAUAUAUUACAGAUGAACCUGCAGAACGAAAUCUGUCCAAGAACACUCUGUCACACAUGAGCCAAUCGGAAAUGAUGCAACUGAUCGAAGAUUUGCAACAAGAAACCACGAGCCAACAAAUACACAUAGCAAAGUUGCAACGUACGAUCGAUAGUAAGACUGAAAAGAUCAAUUUUGCCAAAGCGGAAAUGGUAAACACAGCGAUUUCGUUGCAAGAGCUAAAAGAUCACGAAAAUCGUCAUGUAAAUGAACGAAUUACAGAGAUAUUGUCCGGCCGGUUCGGUGAAGGACAGCUGGCCACGAUAUUGGCCGGUCCGCCAGAGCAAACCGAGCCGGCUUUGCUUCAUGUGCUGUGGACUGAAAAUGAGUUAGCUCAAGCGCUCAGGCUGAUUUGCGUCAGUAAGGAGGCGUACGAACUGAUACGCAAAGAGUUACGCUAUCCUCUUCCAGAUGCUUCACAAAUCGAGCGUUGGAUUCACAGCGUUUAUCUGGAAACGGGACACAAUACAACAGCCAUGCGCAUCUUACAGCUACACGCAUUUGCCUUGCAAGACAUCGAACGUAUCUGCUCACUUCACCUGACUCGUAUCAACGUCCCCGUUCGACACCAUUACGAUUGCAAGCGUGAUCAAAUUAUUGGACCAAAUGCUCAACUACACUGCCUUACCGUGCAGGGAAUAUUUGCUUCGUGGCAACAGAUAGUCCACAUUGAAUUCGAUCUCGACGUUAGCAAAGUGUUGGUGGAAAAAAUAAUCACCGAUCUGCAUGAAAUCAGUUACAACGUGGUGGCCAUAACGACCGACUGUGAUCGUGCAACGGCAGACAUAUGGCGCACAUGGAACGUUAGCAAUGAACAGCACUGCAUACAACACCCGAUAACGGGUCAUUCGAUUUAUGUGUACGCUUGUCCAGAUCGAACGCUGGUCGCCAUUCAUCGGGCACUGAUUGAUGAAGGAUUCUUAAUGCAGGAAAACAAUCUACUGAUUACCCGAACUAGCUUGAUGCCAUUUCUCAAUAUGAGACAGUUUUGUGAGCCUGGUGAGACCAGUAGCACCCUCUACGAUAGAUAUAUUAGCAAAAUGGUUCUGUCAGAUGUAUCGUACGAGUCAACUCUGUCGCGUAAGUUUAUCUCUUCCGCAACGACGAACGCUUUGAGAAUGCUUGCAAACGACAAAGAGGAUGACGAAGGUGUGCUCUCUACUUUGAUUACACUGAUCGAUCUAUUCGUCGACUGGUACGAACUAUGUACGGCCACUAGUUGUUCGGUAGAAUAUCCAGCAGUUAAGCAACAACUUAUCACCAACCUGCCCUACGGGGUGUAUGAAGAUGAGCAGAACAUUGUGCUGGAUGGAAUGUACGAUGUGAUGGAAACAAUACGCUGUUUAAAUACGGACCAUGAUUUCCUCCCCCAAGCCGUGCUCAUGUCCAUCAACUCGAUGCGCAAGUUGUUGGCCGAUUUAAGGACCAACUAUCCUGGGCAAAUUAAUGGCAUACCCAUGCUACGCCUUAGUACAAUACCGUUUAGCGAAACGAUUCGGAACUUGCGACAGGCCCUGCAUCAAGAUUCACAGACAUCAAAAGUACGGUCAGUAAAUGAUGUUCUUUUCCACCUCUGUGCGACGGUUGUCUCAAUGGGAUCAAAUUCCUAUGCCACAAAUAUACUGCUACAAAGGGGAGGUUUUUUGGAUGGAUUGUCCCUUUCAAAUCUACGUCGACAAGAUGAUCCCAUCGAUUCAGAUAUACGCGACGUAGCCGAGUCAGACGCUUGUAAUUUUCUUGCACGUUUUAUUGUGGCUCGAUUGGGUCAUAAGUACGAAAAUCUCGGCAAUCGGCCAGUCACCAUUGAGCACAAUAAUGAUCAGUACGUCAUCAAAUCUUCCGAUAGGGAGAACCUAUCUUGCAUCACACCUUCGAUGGUGUGGGCGGAACAAGCAAAGACGUUUGAAUCGUACCUGCGUCAUACGAUACAGGAUAAAACCCCAGACUUGGCUAAAUCUUUGAUCGAUUUCAUUGCUUUUCGCUAUCCCCAGCUGGGACGAGAUUUGGUGGAGCUGUACGUACGGAAACGUAUAGCGAUUAAGCUAAAAAACCUUAACGCUACGCUGGAUGCAUGCGCAGCAAAAAAGCAACUGAGCAGCUAA
Anopheles marshallii is the source of this 2703-nucleotide messenger RNA. RefSeq lists its product as uncharacterized. NCBI's taxonomy places the organism in Eukaryota, Metazoa, Arthropoda, Insecta, Diptera, Culicidae. Bases 1 to 2703 code for a protein of 900 amino acids. The record is from RefSeq and is a predicted model, not a curated record. The transcript is spliced from 2 exons.